CCAAGUUUCGGCGGCGGCCGCGGCCCGGCCCGCGAGCGGCAUGAGCCUCGCGCGGGGCAGAGCGCGCCCCGCACGCCAUGGCCCAGGAGCGGCCGCGCUGGCGGCGCUUGGCCUUCCGCCUCUGCCUGCUCUCGGCCGCGCUCCUCCUCUGCCUGCAGCUGCUCGCCAGGCGAUCCUGGUGUCCGGAGGAGAAGCGGCCGGUGGCAGAGGCGGCGGCGGGGCGAGCGGCCCCGCUGUCCCGCGGCACGGAGCGGCAGCCGGCGGCGGGCAGGCGGCGAGUCACCUACGUGCGCAACGGGCGGCGAGGCAGCGCCGCGCCCCGCUGCUGCCCCCCGCAGCUCCCGGGCGACCGCCGCAAGAAGACUGCGAGGUGGCACAUUGACCUGCAACCGUGGGCAAGUCCAACUCCUUCCCUCAACUACGAGGCCUUGAGGUUCCUGAAGUACAUCAGCACUUCCCAGAUUUCAUGUGAACACAUGAACCUGAGCAGCCUGGGAGGGUACUCGGAGACCACAAAGAGGCCCUGGUCGAUCUGUCUUGACGAGAGGUUCAGCCUGGUUCAUCGGCUCAGAAGCAAGCAGUGUCGUCUCUAUUCCCUGGGGCUUGGCAACGAGGACCACCAGUUUGAGCUCAGCAUGGCCAACAGUGGGUGUGAGGUGCACCGAUUUGACCCCAGCAUCAAGGCAGCACACAUUCAGGAGGGUCAGCACCUCUGGUACCAUCGCCUGUCCAUUGACUGGAGGGAUCCCAAUCCAGCCAUUGCUGCUCACAAGCUUCACAGCAACACGAAGAAGCUGGGAACGAUAUUGAAUGAAUUUGGUCAUCAGAAGAUCGAUGUCCUGAAGGCAGACGUGGAGAGUGCUGAGUGGAAGAUUUUGGAGAACCUGGUGCUGGAAGAUGUGGUGGAGCAGAUAGGGCAGCUGGUGUUCGAGGUGCACGUCCACUGGCCUGGCUUUGAGGUCAGCGGCAACGACAGCUCCGUGGUGCGCUACUGGUACAGCCUGCUCCGCGAGCUGGAGCUGAAGGACUUCAGGCUCUUCCAUACCUACAAGGACUUGUCAAAGCCACAGAUGUUCCUGAAGAAGGAAGCCUUCAACGCUAGUAGCUGUUACACACUGAGCUGGGUAAAUACAAGAUGGAAGUAGCAGAGAGGAAUUUAUGGUGUGUGACUGUGAGCCAUCUGGCCCCGCAGCGCUGCUCAAGAGGACUUUGGCAUCACUGGCUGGAGCUGCUCAGUCUGCACACAGAGGCUGCCAGCGAGGUGGGCUGGAGCUUGCUGCCAGUGCUGCCCAAAGAGCUGCCACUGGAGUUGCCCUGGUGCGAGCCUGUGCAGCAAUACGCUUGCCAGUGAGUCACUGUCUCCUAGAACAGGGGGUUCUGGGGAAGGUUGGCUGGGCUGGGGCUAACAGCAGGGCUUUAUUAGGCAUGCUGAGGUAGAGGCCACCCCCCUGGGAGGCUUUGCUCCCUCAGCUGCACCAGCCCUUGGGACAGGAAAGCAAUCACCAGGCAGUGCCUGUCCCAGCAAGGGUCACGUGUUGCUUCUCUAUAAAGUGGUCAUCUUUGUUUUGCA
Pogoniulus pusillus (Red-fronted tinkerbird) is the source of this 1570-nucleotide messenger RNA. RefSeq names its product methyltransferase like 24 (gene METTL24). Bases 78 to 1145 code for a protein of 355 amino acids. Lineage: Eukaryota; Metazoa; Chordata; Aves; Piciformes; Lybiidae. The transcript has 5 exons. The record is from RefSeq and is a predicted model, not a curated record.